UCACCUCCAUGUGGCAUGGAUUCGAGUAGCUCUGAGGAGUUCUAUCAGGCUGUUCACCAUGCUGAGCAAACCUUCAGGAAGAUGGAGAGCUACCUGAAGCAACAGCAGCUCUGCGACGUUAUCCUGAUUGCAGGGAAUCGCAAGAUACCCGCACACAGACUUGUCCUCAGUUCUGUCUCUGACUACUUUGCUGCCAUGUUUACAAGUGAUGUUUGUGAAGCCAAGCAAGAGGAGAUCAAAAUGGAAGGCAUAGACCCCAAUGCACUGUGGGAUCUUGUGCAGUUUGCAUAUACAGGCUGUUUGGAAUUGAAAGAAGACACCAUUGAAAAUCUUCUGGCAGCUGCCUGCCUCCUCCAGCUCCCACAAGUAGUAGAAGUUUGCUGCCAUUUCCUAAUGAAGCUUUUGCACCCAUCCAACUGUCUGGGAAUACGAGCAUUUGCUGAUGCACAAGGAUGCACAGAGCUUAUGAAGGUGGCUCACAACUACACCAUGGAGAAUAUAAUGGAAGUUAUGAGAAAUCAAGAGUUUUUACUACUACCAGCUGAAGAACUCCAUAAACUUCUGGCUAGUGAUGAUGUCAAUGUUCCUGAUGAAGAAACAAUUUUCCAUGCCUUAAUGAUGUGGGUGAAGUAUGAUAUGCAGAGGCGAUGCAGUGACCUAAGUAUGCUACUUGCUUAUAUCAGAUUACCACUGCUUCCACCACAGAUACUGGCUGACCUAGAAAACCAUGCACUUUUUAAGGAUGACCUAGAAUGCCAGAAACUUAUUUUGGAAGCCAUGAAAUACCAUCUCUUGCCUGAAAGAAGAACCCUGAUGCAAAGCCCAAGAACAAAACCUAGAAAAUCUACAGUUGGGACACUUUAUGCUGUUGGAGGAAUGGAUAACAACAAAGGUGCUACAACCAUUGAAAAGUACGAUCUGAGAACAAAUAUAUGGAUCCAGGCCGGAAUGAUGAAUGGCAGAAGGCUUCAGUUUGGUGUUGCUGUCAUUGAUGAAAAACUGUUUGUCAUUGGAGGUCGGGAUGGUUUAAAGACAUUAAACACUGUUGAAUGCUACAACCCAAAGACGAAGGCUUGGACUGUGUUGCCACCAAUGUCAACACAUAGGCAUGGUUUAGGAGUUACAGUGCUUGAAGGGCCUAUUUAUGCAGUGGGAGGCCAUGAUGGUUGGAGCUAUUUGAAUACAGUUGAGAGGUGGGACCCUCAAAGUCAGCAGUGGACAUUUGUGGCAAGUAUGUCAAUUGCCAGAAGCACUGUUGGAGUAGCAGCAUUAAAUGGCAAGUUAUAUUCAGUUGGAGGUCGGGAUGGAAGUUCCUGCUUGAGUUCAAUGGAGUAUUAUGAUCCUCACACAAAUAAAUGGAAUAUGUGUGCUCCAAUGUGCAAGAGAAGAGGAGGUGUAGGAGUCGCUACAUGUGAUGGAUUUCUUUAUGCAGUUGGAGGCCAUGAUGCUCCUGCUUCUAACCAUUGCUCCCGCCUCCUGGACUAUGUAGAAAGGUACGACCCUAAAACUGACACAUGGACAAUGGUGGCUCCACUGAGCAUGCCUCGAGAUGCUGUUGGUGUGUGUCUCCUUGGUGACAAACUAUAUGCAGUGGGUGGAUACGAUGGUCAAACAUACCUGAACACUAUGGAAUCGUACGAUCCUCAAACUAAUGAAUGGACACAGAUGGCUUCCCUAAAUAUUGGAAGAGCUGGUGCCUGUGUUGUAGUCAUUAAGCAACCAUGACUUUGUCAGCACUGCUUAGGAUUUUAUUGACUGUGAAAUGAUUAUUUUUCUAUCAGACAACAAGAAUGGUAACUUCCUGAGAAAUAGGAUUUACGCAGUGAAUACUCUGUUGAUCACAAACUUUGAGAAGUUUGAAAAUCAGACAGAUUAAAGACUUAUGCCCUAUACAAUCAUAAAAACUGUUCACAGUCAGUGAACAAGAAAACAAUCACUCUGUUAUAGGAAUAGAUAUGUGAAUACACAGGAGCAAGUUCAGACACUGCUUUCAGGAACAUGUGCUGCGGUGCUGGAUAAUCAAAAGCACCGAAGGACAACGCUACACAAGGACCAGGA
This is a messenger RNA of Tinamus guttatus (white-throated tinamou), 2058 nucleotides long. Lineage: Eukaryota; Metazoa; Chordata; Aves; Tinamiformes; Tinamidae. The record is from RefSeq and is a predicted model, not a curated record.